UGACGGGGAGAGAGCGCUGACCAGCGCCGCGGCUGCCGCUGCACAGACGGGUAACGGUCCCGGUGUACAGGGGGAUCCGGGGCUCCCGGGGAACAGCCCGGAGGAGUGGCGGGGAAGGUUGGAUGCCAGGAGCUGCUGUGUUCCGCAGAGCAGGCGAGGCGGGGCAUCAGAGGGGAGUGCUGGGUCGGGCCGGGCCGGCAGCGGGGCGGCAGCUCCGGGCACUAUCCCACUCCCACAGCCGAUGAGAGAGACCUCCAGUCUACACCAGGCGCGCUGGCACUGGGUAUCCGGGGGGUGAGGACUGUGGUCUGCAGGAAGUGAACUGCAGAUGCUGACUUAAACCGAAGAUAGACACAAACAAGCUGGAGUAACUCAGCGGGACAGGCAGCAUCUCCGGAGAAAGGGAAUGGGUGUCGCUUCAGGUCGAGACCCUUCUCCAGACUGUUUGGUGCGUUUGUGAGGUCUGUCGGUCGGAGUUUAGCCUUGAUUCAGGGGCUUGGCCGGGCUGGACCAUGCCCAUCGCCUGAGGAGAUCGCAGGGAAGUGUUUGAAGAUGAACAGAUCGGACAGUGACGAGUCGACCUACCACCGCAGCCCGUCUCUGGACAGUAAAGACUGCCCCGGGCCGCACGGUAGCUUCCGCCGCUACAGCAGCAUGUACGGCGGGCAGUUCGGAGCGAACACCUCCUUCUUCGGUCUACACUCCAACCCCGGGCCUAAAGCAAGCAAGGCGGAGUACAAGUCACCCAAGGGCAGUAAAUACGUGGUCUUUUACCUGGAUCUCUCAUUUAUAUUCCUUCUAGAGCUGAAGAGAUGUAGCAUGGCACAGAACUGUCUGCACUGCAUCAAAUACCUCAUGUUCGUCUUCAACCUCCUCUUCUGGUUGGCGGGAUGUUGUAUCCUGGGCGUGGGCAUCUGGCUGGCCGUAACACAGGGCAACUUUGCCACGCUCUCUGCUGCCUUCCCAUUCCUAUCUGCCGCCAACCUGCUCAUUGGCACUGGAACUGUGGCGAUGAUAGUUGGAUUUCUGGGGUGUGUUGGUGCCAUCAAAGAAAACAGGUGUCUCCUGCUGUCCUUCUUCACUCUGCUGCUGCUGAUCUUCCUGGUGGAGCUGAUCGGAGGAAGCCUCUUCUGCGUCUACAGGCUGCAGUUCGAUGCCUACGCCCGUGAGGAUCUGAAGGAUGGUCUUCAGCUGUUUGGGACGGAUGGAAAUGUCGGUCUCACCAACGCCUGGAGUAUCAUACAGACAGAUUUUAGAUGCUGCGGAGUUUCAAACUACACCGAUUGGUUUGAGGUUUUCAACGCAACGCAAGUCCCAGACUCCUGUUGCCGGGAAUACACUGCGGCCUGCGGCCUGCACUCUCCAGAGACCUGGUGGAAAGAAGCCUGCUACGAAAGAGUCAAGAUGUGGCUUCAGGACAACCUGCUGGCUGUGGGGAUCUUCACACUGAGCACAGCCCUGGUGCAGGUGGUGGGGUUGACAUUGGCCAUGGUGAUGUACUGCCGGGCGGUGAGGAUGAGCGAGUGCUACACCUAGCGUCGCUCCCCGGCACGCUGCUGUACGCCCGCCCGCCCUCCCCGGUAUCCCCGGUACCCCACGCCCACCUUGGAUGUCCUCCGGUUCUCUCCCUUCUCUGGGCCCCGACUGUGAUUCCUUGUGCAGCCUUUCAAACUCAUUUGAAGUGGUUUCCGCCGUGAAGAUUUGAGCCGGGCACACAGGCAGGGGCCGUGUCCCUGGUGCAGCAAAGGCUUGUGAGGAGGGUGACUGGGGGACAAGGGGCUGGGCGUUUCAUGUGUCUUCCUUGGGCACUGGGAGCCGUGCAUGUGAAGAGGAUGUAGUAUUGACAGUGGCUCCUGGCAAUGACACAGAGGCAAACAGCAGGACACCCACACACACGUCGUCCCAUUACAGGGCAGGCGGCAACGUUGAAGUGUUGGCUGCAGUGUGUGUGUGACUGACUGGGUCACUGCGACUGGCCUGAGUGCCAGCAGCAUCUGGUUCAAGCGAUGCCCCCUGGAACUAGAAGCUCAGAGCUGCUGUGAGCUGCGACAUGUCGAUCGCCUGCAGUGGGUUAUACAUCUCACUCUAAUUGUAAACGCACUUAAAAUGUGAGCCACGCCCUCACUGCGACCAACCUGCUGCUGGACACUAUCACAAGGCCCAGGGCAAGGCGAGGGCAGCAGAGACUGAAAGGUAAACAGUGUCACUCCGGGAACAUUGUGGGUGGCCAACGCCAUCAAAUACUCGGCACCAGACACACAACAUGCGGCUGGCUCCAAACUAGCGGCGGGUGAAAGCUCACCACAACCUUGAAGAACAAGCUGCGCUGAGCAGACAGACUCUGGGCUUUCAGGGAACCCAGAACACAGAGUCGAGGCCGUGUGGACAUUGAGAGUGUGUCUGACAUUGUGUGAAUCCCCGGGCAGAGGCAUCAGCUGUGGGAGCUCAGUGGCCACUACCCGACGGCUGGUCAUAGUGGGACAGGGGAUUUGGCCGUGUGUGGCAGCCGGGUGGGUCAGUAACACCAGGGCAGUGGCACAGGGUCCUCAGCUCACCAGUCUGUCACUGUAUGGUGGGCUGCAGAACUAGUUGCUGCCCUACACCAGGUUGUCUCCGUGUUUAUACCACUUGUUACAUUCUGUACAACAACACAUUACAGAGCAGUACUUCAGGUUAAGGCGGUGACUUUCUCACAGAAUACAGUCCCGGGACAUUGUACUAACUAACUGAACACAGCACAGUAGAACGAGAAAGCUCACAAUCUUUCUGGUUGUUUUUUUUCAUCUGUUACAAUAUGUUAGGCCAACGAAGUACCAGCGUGUUACAAUACAGAGGGACAUUGAUGUACCAAUGAAAUGUGGGAUGUUAUACCUCCAUCUGUCACCCAUCCAUCACCGCCUGGUCACUUGUGGAUUUUAUAGGUAUUUACAACACAGUUUGUCAUCACCUUG
Molecule: messenger RNA, 2951 nt
Organism: Amblyraja radiata (thorny skate)
Lineage: Eukaryota; Metazoa; Chordata; Chondrichthyes; Rajiformes; Rajidae
Gene: tspan4a
Product: tetraspanin 4a
Exons: 8
Coding region: 553-1536 (327 amino acids)
Cellular component (GO): plasma membrane
Source: RefSeq, a predicted model, not a curated record